Messenger RNA from Exserohilum turcica Et28A, 2229 nucleotides. RefSeq lists its product as uncharacterized. Bases 1 to 2229 code for a protein of 742 amino acids. Gene Ontology annotation, biological process: 7-methylguanosine mRNA capping; protein dephosphorylation. Gene Ontology annotation, molecular function: mRNA guanylyltransferase activity; protein tyrosine/serine/threonine phosphatase activity. NCBI's taxonomy places the organism in Eukaryota, Fungi, Ascomycota, Dothideomycetes, Pleosporales, Pleosporaceae. The record is from RefSeq and is a predicted model, not a curated record. The transcript has 2 exons.
AUGGAGCCUCACUCACGACCCUGCGCGCCCCAAAAUGGCACGUUGCGUCUGCCACAGGCUCUGCUGUCGCUCCUGAGCACUGCCCUCGCCGGCUCCCCCAGCCAUCAAGUGACACAGACCGACACGCACCUUGCUCGCUGGAACGGCGCGGAUAUAAAGAAGGCCUUUUGCCAUCUCCUUUACCUGCUCAACCCCUUCGCGCCCAACCACGCCAAUUGGCCUUUGACUCUUGUGGGCAUGGUCGAGUUGACAGCCCUGUGUGGAAUUGCAUCGGUGCUGUGCAUGCGCAGGAAAAGGGAUGGGAAACGAAGACCUGGCGAGACACAGCACGCCUCCAAUGCCCCGACCGAUGAUGCCGCCAUUACGGAUCCGGGACUGAUAAAGAAGUACUCGACAGUCAAGUCGUACACUGUGCCCUCUACUGGCUUUACCUACCCUGAGCUUCGUACUUUCUACCGGCCACACCACCAAGAAAGCAAACUGCCCAAGCACCCUUGCCCAAUCCCGCUCCUGGUCUUUAUCCACGGCCUUGGCGGAUCCAUUGCUCAGUUCAGCCCUAUCCUUAUCAGUCUUUCCAACCUAGCGCCAUGCCUAGCUCUGGACCUUCCUGGAUGCGGCGCAUCGGCUUUUGAGCCAAAGGCAUGGGAAGCUUAUACAACAGACGCCCUGAUACAACUUCUUGCAGUCGUCAUUGAAGCCCAUCGUGCAACUGAUGAGAGACAGCCUAUUGUUUUGGUUGGCCAUAGCAUGGGGUGUUCGCUGGCCGCCCUCCUGGCCUCCCCCACCUCUCCUCACGCCCAUCUCCUAUCUCAAUACGUCAGUGGCUUGAUUGCUAUCUGUCCAAAGGCCGAGCCUCCCACUGAGAAGCAAACAACGCAAUUACAGUAUAUCUCAUUGGUGCCCCCAGUUUUUUUCGACCAAUUGAGACGCUGGGAUCGAAGAGGGGGUAUCAACAGCAAGAGUGUUUUACGCAUGACAGGGGCUGACGCAGACGUGGAGACGAGGAGGAUGCAGCUGUGUUUUAAUGAGCACAGCCGGAGCCCUGUAUGGCAGAGAAUGGCGCGGGGCAUGUGUCCCGAUUACUCCAGUGGCUCGCCCAAGGGUGGUCUUCCAGGGAAAGAAGUUUGGGGUGGUCUCAACAUUCCAAUGUUUCUCGCUGGCGGCGAAACAGACGGGGUGACACCAGCCUCGAACAUCAAGCGCAUCGUGGAGUUUUUGGGAAGAGAUGUAAGUGCUAUUCAGCCGCCUAGUGAGAAGGCAAGCUUGCCCAUCGCAGCCGCACCGUUUGUUCCUGCCUCGGCCAUAUCAAACGUGUCCGCAAAGCCGCAUCAAGAUUCAGGUGUUGAUGUGGCGGAUCUUCCGCGGUCCGAAGAUGACAGCAAGACGAUUGAAUCCACUUCUGCAUCCACUGCCAAUGAGAGUCUGGCGUCUACAGAAGAUAGGACGAUGAAUGGGAGCAUGGCUAGCGCAGAUGAUUCACUUCUCCCAGGUACUUUGGCGUCGUCAUUGACCACACCGUCACCUCAUCCACGCAGACUUGUUGUCAAAACAGCCAUUAUGCCCAAGCCAGCAGCCCACUCCCUCCUCUUCGCCCCGUCCACCUCGCGCAUCAUAGCUGGCCUAAUAGGGACUUUCUUCGCCGACUAUAUCGACCCUCGUCUGUCACUGGCUUGGCAACUCAGCUACUUGUCAACCGAAGGUAAAUGGGAUGUCAAGAAUCUUGAGAAGUGGAAGGCGGUACAGCCUGUAUCUGCACCCAUUGGCGGCGUCUUCCGCGCGAUGAAGACUCUUCGCGAAGUCGACGAAGAGCACACGCCGAAAGUUCUUACCAAGAAGUGGGCUGGCAAGCUUUGCGCCGUCAUUGAUAUUUCGCACGACAACCCAGUCUAUGACCCAAAAGGCUUAGAAGAAGGUGGCAUUCCGUACUACAAGUUUCCGACGGUAUCCAAGCAGCCCCCACAUAGCGCUGAAGUCAAGGAGUUCUUUGAUCUCGUCGACAGAAUUCGUGCGGAGCAAAGGCCUGGUCUGAUUGGCGUACAUUGCCACUACGGCUUCAACCGCACCGGCUUCUUUUUGGCCUCGUAUCUCAUCGAGCGUCUGGGAUACACGGUUGAAGAUGCGCUUGAUGCAUUCCAGCGAGCCCGUCCACCAGGCAUCCGGCACUCGCAUUUCGUUGACACCUUGUAUGUCCGCUACUGCCAGGGUCUCAAACGAGCCCCGACACUGUGA